Molecule: messenger RNA, 1221 nt
Organism: Kwoniella botswanensis
Lineage: Eukaryota; Fungi; Basidiomycota; Tremellomycetes; Tremellales; Cryptococcaceae
Exons: 9
Coding region: 1-1221 (406 amino acids)
Source: RefSeq, a predicted model, not a curated record
AUGAGCUACAAAUCAAUGAUCUUGUCCGCUUUCGUCUACACUGCUCUGACAGCCAAGGCGGAUAUCCCUCGAUAUGCUCAAAAGAUUGAUCCCCGUUCUUUUGCUGUAUUAGACAGUGUACCUACAGGCACUCAAUUUAAUGGGACUUCGCAUUUCAUACCACCUGGAACGACUUCGGAUUCAUUAAAAGCGAAACCAUUCCAUAUCUACGACGAUGCAUUCUACGAUAUCAUAGGUUCAGAUCCUACGUUGACGUUGCUCGCCCAGACGGAGACGGAUCCUAUCUUUCACGAAGCAGUGGUAUGGCACCCCGAAACCAAUUCUGUAUACUUCGCGCAGAAUGCUGGACCAGUGGCUGCCGGUACGGGUUUAAACAAGUCAGCGAUCGUACAGAAGAUAUACCUUGACGAGGCAGAUAAGAUAGUAGCUCAAGGGAAUGGAAGUGGUUUCGUCAAUGUCACAACCGUCAAUUCAGGUCAACAGGUUAUCAAUCCAAAUGGUGGUACCAACUUCAGAGGUAGAAUAGUCUUUACAGGUGAAGGGCAAGGUGAUAACAUUGCACCGGCCAUGUACCUGGUCGAUCCAAACAAUAACGACAAUACCACUGUAAUCUUGAAUAAUUUCUUCGGAAGACAAUAUGAUUCCCUCAAUGAUGUCGCUGUUAAUCCUCGAAAUCACGAGUUGUACUUUACAGAUGGACCUUUUGGCUGGGUGCAGAAUUUCCGACCUAAUCCUGUUUUGCCUACUCAAGUUUAUAGGUUCAAUUAUGAUACUGGUGUGGUAAGAGCGGUGGCAGAUGGGUUCCAUAUGACUAACGGUGUUACAUUUUCACCUGAUGGAAUGUACGCGUAUGUGACUGAUACCGGAUUGAGCUCUGGGUUCUGGGGAUAUAACUAUACCAACCCGUCAACCAUCUAUCGAUACGAUGUGAAUGACGAUGGUAAUUUCUCCAACCGUCAAUUAUUCGCCUAUAAUGAAAUCAGAGUACCAGAUGGUAUCCACUGCGACAAACAAGGAAACGUCUACGUAGGUAACGGAGACGGUAUAAACGUCUACAAGCCCGAUGGACUAUUAAUCGGUAGAAUAUACCUCGGUACGACCUCGGCGAACUUCGCUUUCACAGGUAAAGGCAAGAUGGUUGUUUGCGCGGAGACGAAACUCUGGUAUGUUAAUUGGAAUGCGGAAGGUGCGGAUAUAACUUCAAGGGAGUAUACAGGUUGA